AGACGGACCUCAGCAGGGAGAGAGAAGAAAAGAGGGGGAGCGACUGAGAAAUAAAGAAAGGAAGAAAAGAGAGAGAGAGUUUUGGAAAGAGAGGAGUGACUGGAAGGUGAAAAAAAUGCAACAACUCCAAGAACGGGGAAAGAAAAAGAGGAGGCAGCGAGUGUCUGAAUGAAAGGAGAGAUGACUGAGAGAGUGAGGGAACAUAAAGUGGGGAGAAAGUAGGGAAAGGGAGAGAAAAAGCAGUGAUACUAACGAAGGAAAGAAAAGAGAGAAGCACUGUAGGAGGAGGGGGACAAAACAGGGGGGAGUUGUCCCUCUCAGAAGGCGAGGAGAUCGUAAAACGCCCUCCUCCACAGCUGUGAUCAACACAGUCACACACACACACAUUCACACACACUUACAUGACAGUGCUCACAUGCUGCAGCGGUCUCAAGAAUCCACUCUUACUUUGCCCAGUCUGUGGGCCGUGUUUACGCACCCAGUCUGAUAGAGUCGGACAAGAACUCAGUGGGAACAGGCAGGGCAGCGAUGGGCUGGGAGCAUGGAGACUCCCAUUGACUUCUACAAGCACUUCUCCUGGCUCAAAAAGGUGAACCUGUGUUCUCCAGCCAACAAUGAAACCUACCAAGAACGGCUGCUCCGCCUAGAGGGAGACAAGGAGUCUCUGGUGCUACAGGUGAGCGUUCUGACUGACCAGGUGGAGGCCCAGGGAGAGAAGAUCAGAGACCUAGAAAGUUCUCUGGAGGAACACCGGCAGAAACUGGCCUCCACAGAGGAGAUGCUGCAACAGGAGCUGAUGAGCAGGACCUCUCUGGAGACUCAGAAGCUGGAUCUGAUGGACGAGGUGUCGUACCUCAAACUGAAGCUGGUCAGCAUGGAGGAGACGCAGACCAACACACACCCACAAGAUCCUGCGGACACAGAGCAGAACAAAGCUGAGUGUGUGGUAAAUCUCAUCAGUGAGCUCCAGGAGCAGAUGUGCAGGUUUCAGGAGGAGAUCAGCACUCGUAUCCAGGAGAAACGGGCCCUGGAGGAGAGGGAGGCCCAGCAGGGGGAGUCUGAAGGCAGCCAAGCCCAGGGCCACAGCCCUCAGGUCGGGUCAGCUGGCUCAGACCUGAGCCCGUCUGGCUCUGAUCCCAGGAUGCACAAUGGAGGACAGACUGUACACGAUUUGCUACAAGAAGUGAAACAUCUGAAGAGCAGAGUGGAUGAACUGGAGGGAGAGAAGGGCCAGUAUGAGAGGAAACUGAGAGGCACCAAGGCAGAAAUCUCAGAGCUGCAGCAGCUCCUGGCCUCCAAAGAUGCUGAGAUUGAAUGCCUGCAGACCCAGCUGCUAGCCAGAGGUGGUACAGCCAAUGACAACGCAGAGAGAGAGGAGGUGUAUGUCAAGCAGCUGAUUAACAAAUACCAGGAAUACCAGAGGUUGAAAGUGGGGAUGGAGUCUUUGUUAGCCUCAAAUGAUGAAAAGGAUCGACGUAUAGAGGAGCUGACCAUUCUGCUCGGCCAGUACAGAAAGAUGAGGGAGGUCAUGGCACUCACACAAGGGAGUAGUGAAGAGGAGCUGAGUGGCAGUUUAAGACUCCGAGCCAUCACACACAAAGCACACUCUGAUGUCCUCAGGUCAGAGAUGUCAUCAAGAGGGUCUUCUCCACUAAUGUUAUCCUCGUCUCCUUACCAGAGAGAUUUAGACUUGAGUAUCCAGCACUCUAUGGACACGUCGCUGGUGUCCACUGGGGAUACAAGCCUCUUUAAUGGAUCCUGGCACCAGCGCAGGUUGCUGUCUAGCAGCCUUGAAGAGUUACAGAGUGGAUCCUUACAAAAGGCUGUAGAGAUCCAGCCAGUUGAAACUGAAUCAGACGUAGGGGCAGAGAAUCCCCACCUGGAGCUGAGCAAGUACCAGACUCUGCCAGGGAAACGCUGUAAAAAGAGCGAGCUGAGGGCCGAGCUCAAUGGCGACAGAGAGGGAGACGGAGAAUAUUUCUCUCCCGUCCACAGCCACGAGCAGGACUACAGCCUCAUUCGCUGCAGGAGUGCCAGUGCUCCGGCUUUAGGAUCUCCUGGAAAACAUGACCUCUAUGAUGUUGGGCAUCCAGAGAAGCUAGAGGAGUGUGUUCUAUCAGACCAGUCCCCUCUGUCCUCUGGAGUGGACUCUGGACAGCAGUCCCCUGUCUCACCAGAGAACAGGAAAAGUCAAAGAGGCAUUAAGAAACUCUGGGGGAAGAUCCGUCGCAGCCAGUCAGGUAGUCCUGCCCAGGUUCACGACCCCGAGCUGGCGGAGUUCAAGAGGGGUGGCUUCAGAGCUACAGCUGGACCAAGACUGGCCCGUUCAGGGAACACACGAGACUUGAAGAUGCCUCUUUCUAAGUGGAGCGCAGAGCAGGUGUGUGACUGGCUUGAGGAGAUUGGACUCGGUCAGUACGGCAUCCUCGCUCGCCACUGGGUCACCGGCGGUCAGACUCUACUGUCGGCCACCCCGCAAGACCUAGAGAGGGAGCUGGCGAUGAAGAAUCCGCUCCACAGGAAGAAGCUGCAGUUAGCCAUCAAGACGCUCAGCAGCAAGCAGCCUGAGAAGUCCGCAGAGCUCGAUUACGUCUGGGUCACCCGUUGGCUUGAUGACAUCGGCCUUCCGCAGUACAAGGACCAGUUUAAUGACGGAAGAGUGGAUGGGCAGAUGCUGCAGUACCUCACUGUGAAUGACUUGUUAUUCCUUAAAGUGACCAGCCAGCUGCAUCACCUCAGCGUCAAGUGCGCCAUUCAUGUUCUCCAUGUCAACAAGUUCCACCCCAACUGCCUCAAACGCAGGCCAGGCAAUGAGAACCAGUGCACUCCCUCUGAGGUGGUCCAGUGGUCCAACCACAGAGUCAUGGAGUGGCUGAGAUCUGUGGAUCUGGCAGAGUACGCACCAAACCUGAGGGGCAGCGGCGUGCACGGAGGGCUAGUAAUGCUGGAGCCUCGGUUUAACUCGGACACGCUGGCCAUGCUGCUGAACAUCCCUCCUCAGAAAACACUCCUGAGACGCCACCUAACCACCAACUUCAACAGCCUGGUGGGAGCACAAGCUCAGCAUGAGAAGAGGGAGUACACUGAGGCGGCGGGGUACACCCCACUCAGCAUCACAGCUAAAGUCAAGCCGAAGAAGUUGGGCUUCUCUAACUUGACUCACCUCAGGAGGAGACGGCCGGAUGAAUCCACAGAUUACGUCUGUCCAAUCGAGUCGUCCUCGCCUCAGUCGGGACAGUCUGCGGUGAACGGGGUGCAGGUCCGGCCCUACGCCGGCUUCAGAGGCCUGAGUCCCAUCCUGGACCGAGAGUCGGACCGCUCCAGGGACCAGAUGGCGAUCGCAGAGGGUACCAUGUUGCAAAUAGAGGCUCUGUCAGAAAGCAUCAACAACCUCACAUACCUGCUCAGCCGAGACGAGCUACGGAAGGAGAUGAGGCGGUCUCAGACAGCGCUUGUAUGAAGGACAAUGACCAGACGCCGUUGGCUCACUAAUGCUGUCAAUCAACCACAGAGACCUGUAGCAACCAAUCUGGCACCUGCACUGAACCUCAAGCCCCGGCCUAACACUGCAGCGUGGAGUUGUUACAUCUACUUCUACUAGCUGCUGAUACCUCAUGUAACACCCACAGUCACACUGCAGAUACAGCGCACCUACGGACACCAGUGGACACUGUAGAAAACAAUCAAAGGUUGCUUACAAAAAUCUUUUUUUAACUUCUACAAUAAUGAACUAAACUGUUACUCAUUAUCCAUUUGGGGCAUUUCUUUUCUACUGCUUUACUUGUUUCCCUAUGCAAUGUACGCUCUAAUAAUCAUACUGACCACUGUGUACUGUAUAUACUGUAUAUACUGUGCUGGUAUAUGAAAGGGGAGAACAGGAUUACAAUAGCCAUCCUUUGUUUUAUGGCAAUCAUACUAUAUCCUUACAAUAUCCUAAUAGUAUCCUUUCUUCUAAAAAAGAGCCAGAUAGAAUUGGCCCGGAGUACUGACACUGGUGGUGGUGAAAUGACCACAGGGGUGUGAUGAGAGUUCAUCAGGUGUCCAGGGACAGUUUACAGAUCAUUUUGAAAGACAGAAUCAGUGAUACUGUAGCUAAAACAUUGCAUCCAAGAAGUAACCGUUGCAUAAUGAAAAGAAAGUGAAGAGAAGAGAAGAAAGUUAGUCAGGUAUGGUAAUGUAUGAAAUGUGUGAAUGAAAGGAGCUUUAUCAACAUGAGAAAGUGGAAAUCUAUUAACUUCCAUUAGAGGCCAACCAAUACAUCAGUAUGGCCGAUAUUAUCUGCCAAUAAUAGCUUAUCACGGAUAUAUCUUAUUGGCGUACAGGUCAGUCGACAAGUAAAUGGCUGCAUUCACAUAGAGUUUUUAUCUAAUGCACUUUACAAUUCGCUUCCUGUUCCACACUCACUGAUGGCAGCAAACUAUCACGCAUGGUGCUCACCAAAUCAUCGGCACAAUUUGUGGUUCACUGUGUAGCCCAAGGACAGUUCAACACGUACACAGGAGGAGCUGGGGAACAAGCGGCCAACUCUGUGAUCAGUGGACGACCGGCUCUGCCUCCUGAGCUACAGCCACCCCUCAUAGAAAGCAAGCACAUUCCAGAAUUGCCAGAUAUAUUUGAGCUAAUUUAGAAACAGAGUCACCAUUACAUAGUUUGUCCUCCAAAGAGCACCGACAAGUUUACCUUAAAACGUGAGAAGUCCUGCUUUGUGCGUACUUUGGUUACAAUUCUAAAUAAAUAAACUUGAACUGAUCUAUAUUGUUAUAUAAAAAGUGGAUUCAAUGAAUGUGUGUAAUGUGGAAUUGGUUCCCUUAGUAACGAAUGCACAAAGAAUUAUCACUUGACUUCCCCUUUUUCUCCGCUUUUUAGCAUCUUUUAUCUCAUUGUUUUGGUUUUACUGCCUGCAACUUAACCAUUUAGGGUCACUCUCACUAACCUGGCUGUGCCAGAUGGUUUGAUACACAGAACCAUUUGGAAAGAGGUCAUUGGAAACUGUUUGGAAAAGAAAAAACAUUUGAUUGGAUGAACUAUUACCAUCUACCACGGGCGAACUUUAACCAAUCAACAAACCACAUAACGUUGUCAAACUCUUACCAAAGCCAGGCGGGAAACGAGUGAAAAUAUUUUUUCCAUUGAGAAAAGCCUUCAGUGCCAUUUCUGUGCUCUUCUUUCAAAGAACAAAUAACCUCCAGUUCUGAUAUAUAAGUGAUGCAAGCAGCAUCUAUGCUAUGCUAAUCUAUGCGCCCACCCCGUAGCUGCAAGUACUUCCCCAAAGGAUGUUAGUUUGGCCAUAACUGCAUAGAAGCCUGGCAAGAUUGUCCACCCCAAGCAGGCCAAAAAAUGUCUUUACGUAAUUCAAAGAUACAUUUCCAUGUAUUUCCAUUAUGUGUCUAUGUUGAAUAUAUUUUAUAUAUGUGUAUUUUGCAAACUCUAAUUUCCCUGUAUGGUCAACAGUUUUAACAAGAGAAGAAUAUUUUGUCUGGUGUAAGCACAAAUUAUGUUUAAUUUGACCCUGUUCUCCCCAAUUGAGUAUAUGAUCUAGUACAGCACUAUUUUUUGUUAGAAUAACUGCACUGUCCAUUUAGGAAAGACGUAUAAAUCUAAAUCUGCUUUUACAAAGUAUAUGUUUGACUGCACAAAUGACAAGUGUGGCCAUGUAGGGCAGUAGAUGUUGUUAUGUUUGGUUAAUGAAAUAAAAAAAAGAACGUUUCAAUGUCCCAGA
Dicentrarchus labrax (European seabass) is the source of this 5719-nucleotide messenger RNA. It is a transcript of the gene ppfibp2b, whose product is annotated as PPFIA binding protein 2b. Gene Ontology annotation, molecular function: protein binding. Lineage: Eukaryota; Metazoa; Chordata; Actinopteri; Moronidae. The transcript has 29 exons. Gene Ontology annotation, cellular component: presynaptic active zone. The coding region runs from base 542 to 3460 and encodes 972 amino acids. Gene Ontology annotation, biological process: neuromuscular junction development. The record is from RefSeq and is a predicted model, not a curated record.